AUGACAGUUGAUAAAUCUUGGAUGCAUCUUCCUACUAGAUCUUGCAUUGAGUAUAUUAAUGGAGUUGAAAACUUUCUUGAGUAUGCAUUUAAACAUUCAACAGAUGGAGAUAUGAUAAUCAACUGUCCGUGUAUUGAUUGUAGCAACAGGUAUCGUAGGACUCGGGAUGAGGUCCAAUAUCAUCUUUUAUUUAGGGGUAUAAGGAGAGAUUAUACUACUUGGUACCUUCAUGGGGAAGGUGAUAGUGAAGAGGAAGGUGAUAGUGAAGUGGAAGGUGAUGAUGAUGAUGGUAUGUUAUAUGGUGAUAUGUUUGAUAUGAUCAAGGAUGCUUAUCCACAAGUGGUGUGUGGCAAGGAAUCAAGUGAAAAUGAACCACAAGAGCCAAAUGGAGAUGCAAAGAAAUUUUAUAGAUUGUUGGAAGAGGUUAAAUAGCCUUUGUAUCCAGAUUGUGAAAAGUAUUCAAGCUUGUCCUUCAUAGUCAAGUUAUUGCACAUAAAGUGCAUAUCAUCAUGGAGCAACAAGUCCUUUAGUAUGUUGAUGGAGUUGUUAAAGGAUGCAUUUCCUAUGUGUGAGAGACUACCUAGCUCGAACUAUGAGGCAAAAAAGAUUGUCAACGAUCUAGGCCUU
Molecule: messenger RNA, 627 nt
Organism: Quercus lobata
Lineage: Eukaryota; Viridiplantae; Streptophyta; Magnoliopsida; Fagales; Fagaceae
Exons: 1
Coding region: 1-432 (143 amino acids)
Source: RefSeq, a predicted model, not a curated record